Phoenix dactylifera (date palm) is the source of this 1933-nucleotide messenger RNA. RefSeq names its product myb-like HTH transcriptional regulator family protein. The record is from RefSeq and is a predicted model, not a curated record. NCBI's taxonomy places the organism in Eukaryota, Viridiplantae, Streptophyta, Magnoliopsida, Arecales, Arecaceae. Gene Ontology annotation, molecular function: DNA binding; DNA-binding transcription factor activity.
UUGGAAGAUAUUAAAACAGGAGAGAAGCGAAGACGAACGGAGGAUUCGUGGGAGCUCCAAUCAUUUCCUUCGGAUCGUCGUCGUCAUCGACUCCAGCCGCCAGCCUCCCUGGGAUUCCGAAUCUCUUUGCUUUUCCUGACAUUUUGGCUAUCCAGGGAUCUCCCAUCUCCAUCUGCAGCUGAGAUAUUUGAAACACCAAUUCUUGACAUCUUAUGGAAGCAUGCAGGCUUCUAUGGCUCAAUAGAGAUUGUAUUCUUCAGUCAGUUUAAUUGCCAAGAAUUAUUGGAUGACAAAUUAUCGUGCGCAAGCCCAUCCCCCCAUGUUCAAAGAGAAUUAAUCAAUUCAUCCUCCCCCGAGAAGGGCCUUCCUUUUUGCCUCAAAAAAUUAUGUCCAGAAUCUGAACCAGGAAGCUCUCUCUCUAAUGAGUCUCACACUCAACAUUUUGAGCAUGCGUUUUCUGGUUCUUCUACAUUUUGUGCUAGCCUAUAUUCGUCGUCUUCAACAAGCUCUGAAUCCUAUCGGCAGCUCGGUAAUUUGCCCUUCCUUCCUCAUCCUCAGAAAUGCAAGCUGGAAAAUUCAGUUGUUCAAUCUUUGAAUUCUCCUCUGCUUCAUGUUGGAGAUACAAGUAAUGUACAUAAUGAAGAUGAACACUCUGAUGACCUGAUGAAGGAUUUUCUUAAUCUGUCUGGAGAUGCUUCAGAUAGUAGUUUUCAUGGAGAGAAUUAUGACAACAACAGCAUAGCACUUGGCGAGCAGAUGGAAUUACAGAUGUUGUCUGAACAACUUGGCAUAGCUAUCACAGACAAUGGGGAAAGCCCGCGGCUGGACGAUAUUUAUGAGACACUGGCCCCAUCUGUUCCACUUUCCUCUAAUUGCAACCAGACUUCUCAACCAUUAACACCUCCUGCUAAAGUUCAAUUACAUUCCAAAUCCUCCACAUCUACGACUGCAGCUGCAAAUAAACCGAGAUUAAGAUGGACCUUGGAUCUCCAUGAGCGGUUUGUAGAAGCUGUAAACAAGCUUGAUGGGGCCGAAAAGGCAACUCCAAAGGGUGUUUUAAAGCUUAUGAAUGUUGAGGGUUUGACCAUAUAUCAUGUAAAGAGUCACUUGCAGAAAUACCGACUUGCCAAGUAUCUCCCAGAGGCGCAAGAAGACAAAAAAGCUUCCUCUUCUGAAGAUAAAAAGGCACCAACAAUUAGUCAUGAAAGUGAUCUAGGCAACAAAAGGAGCACACAAGUGAUAGAGGCUCUACGGAUGCAAAUAGAGGUUCAAAAACAGCUACAUGAACAACUUGAGGUACAAAGGGCACUUCAGUUACGCAUAGAGGAACAUGCAGGGUAUUUGCAAAAGAUUCUGGAGGAGCAACAAAAAGCCAGCAAUACCUUUGUAUUCUCCAUGGAAAUGCCAGACACAGAAAUGCAGCUAGAAUCUCCUCAUCAUUCCUCGCCACAUCAAGCUGAAUCAAAAGUUGAUUCCAUCUGUCCACCUAGCUCUUCCAACUCAAAGCAUAAAGGCACUGAUUCAGAUACUGACUCCAAGCCCCUAGAAGAUCAUAAAAGGGCAAGGCUUGAAGUUGAGUGAGAAAUAACUUCCUUAGGUUCAUAGCUGGGAUUCCAUGCCAUGACAACUUGCUGCCGCACCACAUAUGUACCUUGUUUAAGUAUUGCAAUGCUAUUUUUAUGCUUAUUUCUUUCUACACUUUAAGGGGCCUAGCAGGGUUCUUAUUUCUAGUCUAUGUUGAUAGCUGUCAUGUGGAAAGUACAAUUCAAAACCUAAGGCCCCUUAAAUUGCUAAUUAUUUUGCAUCCAUGGAGUUCUGUCCUAGAAUAAUCUGAUGAGUGGGUUUUAUGUGGUCAUUAUCAUUGUAUCUGUCGAUUUUCUUCUCCCGCGAGGUUUGAAGUUUCAAGGAAAUAUAUUCAUCAUCUUAGCAGGCA